AUGGCAGCCUCUCCAGUGAUUGGAUCCUUUGUGGCUGCGGACUAUGCAGUCUUUGCUCUGAUGCUGCUGGUGUCUGCAGCCAUCGGGGUGUACUAUGCCAUCGUCGGAAGGGGCCAGAGCAGCUCCAGAGAGUUUCUGAUGGGGGGCCAGAGUAUGACAGCCGUACCUGUGGCUCUGUCCCUGACUGCCAGCUUCAUGUCGGCUAUCACAGUGCUGGCCACCCCAGCCGAGGUGUACCGAUACGGGGCAAGCUACGGCCUCUUCAGCCUCUCCUAUGUGCUGGUGGUGGUGGUCAGCUCAGAGGUCUUCCUCCCUGUCUUCUACAGGCUGGGCAUCACAAGUACCUAUGAGUAUCUGGAGAUACGGUUCAACAGAGCCACCCGUCUGUUAGGGACAGUGAUGUUCAUUGUUCAGACUAUACUAUACACAGGAAUAGUCAUUUAUGCUCCAGCUCUGGCAUUAAACCAAGUGACUGGGAUGGAUCUCUGGGGUGCUGUCAUUUCAACAGGAGUGGUUUGCACGUUUUACUGCACUAUGGGCGGUCUGAAGGCGGUGGUGUGGACGGACGUGUUCCAGGUGGGCAUCAUGGUGGCAGGCUUCCUGUCUGUCAUCAUCAGAGCCGUGUUCCUGCAGGGAGGAGUCUCCAACAUCCUCAACCACGCAGAGCUCGGAGGACGACUCAACUUCUGGGACUUUGAUGCUAGUCCACUGAGGAGGCACACCUUCUGGACAAUCACAUUUGGAGGCACGUUUGUCUGGACCAGUAUCUAUGGGAUUAACCAAGCCCAGGUGCAGAGAUACAUCUCUUGCAAAUCCAUGACUCACGCCAAAAUGUCUCUCUACAUAAACCUAUUAGGACUGUGGGUCAUCAUGCUGUGUUCUGUGUUUGCGGGGCUGUGUCUGUACUCCGUCUACAAGCACUGUGACCCCUGGACAGCAGGCAUGGUGUCAGCGCCAGAUCAGCUGAUGCCAUAUAUGGUGAUGGACAUCCUGAGAGACUACCCUGGACUGCCAGGAUUGUUUGUGGCUGCAGCCUACAGUGGGACCCUAAGUACGGUAUCGUCCAGUGUCAAUGCUCUGGCUGCCGUGACUAUUGAAGACCUGAUCAAGCCGUACAUACACAUGUCAGAGAAACACCUGUCCUGGACCUCUAAAGGCCUUAGCUUUCUGUAUGGGGCUCUCUGUAUUGGAAUGGCUGGCAUAGCCUCACUCAUGGGAAGUCUGCUGCAGGCAGCUAUCAGUAUCUUUGGGAUCAUCGGGGGGCCUUUACUGGGUCUCUUCUCACUGGGGAUCCUCUGUCCAUACGCCAAUGCCACAGGGGGCUUGGCUGGUCUGCUCUCUGGGCUGGUUAUGUCUCUGUGGGUGGGGAUAGGGGCCCAGUUUUACCCUCCUCUACCAGAGCAGAGUAGGCCUCUGGGUCUGACCACACAUGGCUGUAACUUCACAACCGCAGCCGAUGCGUUCAACUGGACCACAUCCCCAACAGAACCAAGCCUAUAUACUACAGUACUACAGCAAAAUACAGCAGAGAGACCCUUCCUGGCUGAUAACUGGUACUCCCUGUCUUAUCUCUACUUCAGUCCUAUUGGGUCACUUACAACACUGGUUGUUGGACUGUUGGUCAGUCUACUUUCAGGGGGUAUGAAGUUGAAGUUGGAACCAAGGGUGACUUUGAUGAAAGAAGAUACAAUGUUAUUUUGCUUUUACAAGCUCUUUAAAGCAAGGGCCAUGAGACGAGCAGGAAAGCUGGACCUCACAAAAAACAGAGAGAACAAAUGUGGAAACAAUAACCCCGGCUUCUGCGAUGUCCACGAGUUGGAUUUCACAAAGAGCAGUCUUCCUACAUAACAUACUGAUAAAACCAUGACUUAACAGUUGCUCUUUCUUCUCAUACUUCUCCCUCCGCAGUGCCGCUGUUUUUCAUGUGACUCAUGAAUGUCCUGACAGAUUGUAUCAAUAUCUCAUCUAUAUCCUCAUAUUUCUAUAUACAGUGCCUUCAGAAAGUAUUUUAUUCCACACUUUGUUGUGUUACAGCCUGAA
Molecule: messenger RNA, 2040 nt
Organism: Oncorhynchus kisutch (coho salmon)
Lineage: Eukaryota; Metazoa; Chordata; Actinopteri; Salmoniformes; Salmonidae
Product: sodium-coupled monocarboxylate transporter 1-like
Exons: 15
Coding region: 1-1848 (615 amino acids)
Biological process (GO): propanoate transmembrane transport; sodium ion transport
Cellular component (GO): extracellular exosome; membrane
Molecular function (GO): organic acid:sodium symporter activity
Source: RefSeq, a predicted model, not a curated record